CGCGGGGCUGCCGUCGGGUCGGGUCCGCGCGCCAAGGAGACAACGAACUUCCCAGCGUCCCGGCGGCGGCGGCGGCACCGAGCGACUCAGGCGGCAGCGGGCGGGAUGCCCGCCUGCCCUCUCGCUGGUCAGCGCUGCCUGACCGGCCAGGAUGGUCACGUGAGAGGCUGUGUCCUCCGCACUGGGCGCCCGCGGGCCUACCCGGUCCCCGCCUCCCCGGUCCCCGCCUCCCCCGCCUCUUUCUGCCGGGACAUUGGGCCAUUCGGCCCGAUCCUUGGCCACCCCUUCUCCGGCCUUCUCUGCCUUUACCCCGGUUUAACACCUUGAUGGAGAAGCCGGGCCAGAGGGACAGAACUGGAGCGGAACUGUUCACACCGGGAGUUGCCUAAACUUUGGACGCCCCGGGAACCUUUCGCAAUCUCCUGGCUCUCGCCUCUCUGAGCUUGGGUUAAGCCGGAAUGUCACGGGAUUCCGAUGUGCUACCAAGUCUGGGAACUUUAGCUGAAGACUUUAAGUGACAAGUCAAGAGAUGCAAAAGUAAAAAGCAAACCCAGGACUGCUCCACACUUACCACAGAGCUCUGCUGGACUGGAAUUACUUAGCAGGUAUGAGGACACGUGGGCUGCACUUCACAGAAGAGCCAAGGAAUGUGCGGAUGCUGGCGAGCUGGUGGACAGCGAGGUGGUCAUGCUGUCUGCCCACUGGGAGAAGAAGAGAACCAGCCUGAGCGAGCUUCAGGAGCAGCUCCAGCAGCUGCCAGCUCUCCUCCAGGACUUGGAGUCCCUGCUGGCAAGCCUGGCUCAUUUAGAGACAAGUUUUGAAGAGGUGGAAAACCACCUGCUGCAUCUGGAGGACUUGUGUGGGCAGUGUGAGUUAGAAAGACAUAAGCAGGCCCAGGCCCAGGACCUGGAGAGUUACAAGAAAAGUAAGAGGAAGGAGCUUGAAGCCUUCAAAGCUGAACUAGAUACAGAGCACACACAGAAGGUCCUGGAAAUGGAGCACACCCAGCAGCUGAAGCUGAAGGAGCGGCAGAAGUUCUUUGAGGAAGCUUUCCAGCAGGACAUGGAACAGUACCUGUCCACAGGUUACCUGCAGAUCGCAGAGAGGCGAGAGCCCAUGGGCAGCAUGUCAUCCAUGGAAGUGAAUGUGGACGUGCUGGAGCAGAUGGACCUGAUGGAUAUCUCAGACCAGGAGGCCCUUGAUGUCUUCCUGAACUCUGGCGGAGAGGACAAUAUUGGGAUGUCCCCUGAGAUGGAAUCCAAGCCCAGUCAGAGUGAAAUGAGUCUUCAGAUUUCACAUCCCUCAGAGUCAGCAUCCCAGCCACCUGCCUCACCCUCUGCCUGCACUGACCUAGACACUGCUGAUGCCCCCCUCAUCCAGUCUGAUGAGGAGGAGGUACAGGUGGACACAGCCUUGGUCACAUUACACACUGACAGAAAGUCCACCCCAGGUGUCAGUGAUGACAGUGACUCAACUCAGGACAUUUAAGCGACUUGGCAGCUGUGUGCUGAAUCCUCCUGCAAAGCCAGGUGCUUAGAGGUUUUUCAUUUUACACAAUUGCUAAUGGGAUGUGAGAACCAUUAGCGAAGCACUCAUAAUAAAGCUUAUGGAAUAAACACUG
Mastomys coucha (southern multimammate mouse) is the source of this 1621-nucleotide messenger RNA. It is a transcript of the gene Dtnbp1, whose product is annotated as dystrobrevin binding protein 1. Gene Ontology annotation, cellular component: synaptic vesicle membrane; cytoplasm; BLOC-1 complex. The record is from RefSeq and is a predicted model, not a curated record. The coding region runs from base 688 to 1488 and encodes 266 amino acids. NCBI's taxonomy places the organism in Eukaryota, Metazoa, Chordata, Mammalia, Rodentia, Muridae. Gene Ontology annotation, biological process: negative regulation of protein kinase activity; anterograde synaptic vesicle transport; regulation of synaptic vesicle exocytosis. The transcript has 10 exons.